AGCUUCUUCAUGUCGCGUAUAAAUACUGAGGAGCAGGCGCCCGCCAUUGGAGGGGAUUCUCAGGAGAACAAAGUUCAGCAAGCAGACGCCCGGAACGCAGAGGAGCUCGAGCGACGAGGAUGGCGGAUGUUGUCGAAGGCGGCGCGGUGGCUUCGCACGAUGUGCAGUCCCUGCUGUCUUCUCCGGACAGGGACUUCCUCGUCCGGAACAACGGCGAUCGGGUUAAAGUUGAUAGCUUGAAGGGGAAGAAGAUCGGCUUAUACUUCUCCGCGUCGUGGUGUGGUCCGUGCCAGCGGUUCACCCCGACUCUGGCGGAGGUGUACAAUGAACUUUCCCCAAAAGGUGAUCUGGAGAUCAUUUUCAUCUCUGCAGAUGAGGAUGAAGAGUCCUUCAGUGGAUACUUUUCCAAGAUGCCGUGGCUUGCAAUUCCGUUCUCCGACUCGGAGAAGCGUGAUAGCUUGGAUGAAUUGUUUGAGGUGAGGGGAAUACCCCACCUUGUGUUUCUGGAUGGCACUGGUACAGUCUUGACGGAUAGUGGGGUGGAGAUUGUUCGCGAGUAUGGAGUGGAAGGUCACCCUUUCACUGCAGAACGCAUCAAAGAAUUGAAAGACCAGGAAGAAGCUGCUAAGAGAAACCAAUCAGUGACCUCUAUUUUGGUCGAUGGGUCUCGUGACUUCGUAGUUUCAUCUGAUGGGAAGAAGGUUCCUGUUGCUGAGCUUGAAGGGAAAACCGUGGGUCUAUAUUUUUCAUUGUCCAUUUACAAAUCAUGCAUUGAUUUCACGCCAAUUUUACUGGAUGUUCAUGAGAAGCUGAAGGCCAAAGGAGAGAGAUUUGAGAUCGUUCAGAUACCUCUAGAUGAUGAUGAAGAAUCAUUCAACCAAGCCUUUGAAGUGCCGUGGCUUUCAUUACCAUUGAAAGACAAAAAAUGUGAGAAAUUGGUUAGGUACUUUGAGCUUUCUACCCUACCCACUCUUGUCAUAAUCGGUCCUGAUGGGAAGACUCUCCAUUCCAAUGUUGCUGAAACUGUCGAAGAGCAUGGGGUUGAAGCUUACCCUUUCACUCCAGAAAAGUUUGCAGAGCUUGCAGAGAUACAGAGGAAAAAGGAAGAAUCUCAGACCUUGGAGUCAAUCUUGGUUUCAGGGGAUCGAGAUUUCGUCAUUGGAAAGGAAGGAACCAAGAUUCCAGUAUUGGACUUGGUAGGGAAGACUGUCCUCCUUUACUUCUCGGCACACUGGUGCCCUCCUUGCCGUGAUUUCCUGCCAGUGCUCACGGAGGCAUAUGAAAAGAUCAAGGCCAAAAACAAUGCCUUUGAGCUGAUCUUCAUCUCCAGCGAUAAGGACCAAGCUGCCUUCGACAAUUACUAUGCUCAGAUGCCGUGGCUGGCGCUUCCCUUUGGCGACGAGAGGAAGAAAUCCCUGAAUCGCAAAUUCAAGGUUGACGGGAUCCCCACGCUCAUAGCCAGGCCGACGGGCCGGACACUGACUAAAGAAGCAAGAAAUCUUAUAUCGGAGCAUGGGGCCGAUGCUUAUCCUUUUACCACCGAACAUCUGAAGAAGUUGGAGAAGUCGACUAAGAUCGAGCUGGAUGAAGAAGAAGACGAAGAAGACGAUAAAGCAGCUGGGGAGGAGGCAAAGGAAGGAGGAGAAGCCGGUGAAGGAUGGGUCUGUGAUGGUGAAGUCUGCUACAAAGCCUAAAAGUUACUUCUUAGUUGUUCUGUCUUCUGUUACUCGUUUGAAGCAGUUUUCUUUUUUUUUAUGUGAGUGGACGUGUUUCGAGCUUCAUAUGCGGAGGGUUCGCAUAAGGGAUGUACAUUAUUCAUACUUUGGGUGUGUUAUUAUGUGACUUUGACAAUUCGCAGUCGUAAUAAAAUCUUUAUCUUAUACGA
Eucalyptus grandis is the source of this 1885-nucleotide messenger RNA. RefSeq names its product probable nucleoredoxin 1. Lineage: Eukaryota; Viridiplantae; Streptophyta; Magnoliopsida; Myrtales; Myrtaceae. The record is from RefSeq and is a predicted model, not a curated record. Gene Ontology annotation, molecular function: thioredoxin-disulfide reductase (NADPH) activity.